Molecule: messenger RNA, 220 nt
Organism: Funneliformis mosseae
Lineage: Eukaryota; Fungi; Glomeromycota; Glomeromycetes; Glomerales; Glomeraceae
Source: the annotation of a GenBank genome assembly
GCCAAAAGGUUGUCUCAAAUCCAAGAGGGUUAAAAGUUCCUUAGAGCAACCUAGUGUUAAAACUCAAUAUAAAUGCAAAUUAUAUAAACAAAGAGGACAUAACAGCAAGACUUGUAAAGAGCAAGAACAAUUAAAUACUAAUGCUAAUAAGAGAAUAUCGAUGAUAAAAGCUAAGAGGAAUGAUAUUGAAGGCAAAAAUUUAAAGGUUUUAUAUAUCUAA